Messenger RNA from Aspergillus homomorphus CBS 101889, 1294 nucleotides. RefSeq lists its product as uncharacterized. Lineage: Eukaryota; Fungi; Ascomycota; Eurotiomycetes; Eurotiales; Aspergillaceae. The record is from RefSeq and is a predicted model, not a curated record. Bases 104 to 1105 code for a protein of 333 amino acids. The transcript has 2 exons.
CCUUUCCUUCUUUCCCUCUUUUUCUUUCUUCCAUUCUUCAAGUCUCCUUAUCUUUCUACCAUCCUUUUACCCUCGGGUUGUGUAUAUCCAGACCUCAACAAUCAUGUCCUUCUCUAACUUCAUCUCCUCCGCCAUCGAACAAGCUGCCAGCAACUACGCUGGCGGCGGCAACAACAACAACAACAACAGCAACAACAGCGGUAACAACGGUAACUCCCACCACGGUAACCAAGGCGGCUAUGGAGGUGAGCAGGGCGGCUACAGCCAGCACUCGCAGGGAGGUUACGGUGGUGAGCAGCAACAGGGUGGAUACGGCGGUCCCCAGGGAGGUUACGGAGGUGAGCAGGGCGGCUACAGCCAGCACCACCAGGGCGGUUACAAUGAGGGUGGCUACGGCGGUCCCCAGGGCGGCAGCGGCGGCGGUAGUGCCUACGGUGAUAGCUACUACGGCGGUUCCGGAUCCCAGGGGGGAGGAGGCUACGGCGGCCACGAACAGCCAUCCUACGGCGGUCCCCAGGGAGGCUACGGCGGCGGCAGCAACGAAGGCUCGUACGGCCACAACCCCCCGCACCAGAACCCAGCCUACGGCAGCACAGGCCCAAGCUACGACGAGAUCUCCUCUGCAACCUCGCACGCCGAAUCCAACAGCAGCGGCACGGGCUCAUCGGACCUCUUCAACAAAGCCCUGGGCUACAUCACCAACCGCCACUCCUCCCGGGAUGAUGACGACGACAUCGAUGAGAAUCAGAUGGUGCAGUCGCACCAGGCGGUCUAUAACUCCGGUUCUGGCGAACAGCAUGACUCCCGGACGUUGGGCGCCGGCGCGGCCAUGCAGGCGCUGAAGAUGUUUACCUCUGGUGGCUCCGGUAGCUCCUCGUCUAGUGGGAGUGGUGGUCAAAAUGAGUUUAUUGGGUUGGCGAUGGCGCAGGCUAGUAAGCUUUGGGAGGAGAAGAGUUCGAGUGGACAGGCGUCUGGCGAUAAGCAGUCGGCUAUUAAUCAGGCCGCUGAGAUGGCGUUGAAGAUGUACAUGAAGUCUCAGGGCAGUGGGUCGAGUGGUACCGGUGGUCCUUCGGGACUGUUGAGUUUGGCGAGUAAAUUUUUGUAAAGCUUGUGCUUGUUUAUCUGUGAACGGAUGCAUAUGUAUGUUUCUUGAAUGGUUAUCUGAGAAUGCCAGCGGGGCAAACUGAUCCGUCCUCCACAUAUUACAUCUCGGCAAGGACAGUGUUACAAAUUACUCGCUCCAACAAGAACUAUUUUCCGUGUCAUACUACCUGAUAAUAUUCGUGAAUCGCAU